Molecule: messenger RNA, 882 nt
Organism: Aphanomyces astaci
Lineage: Eukaryota; Oomycota; Saprolegniomycetes; Saprolegniales; Verrucalvaceae
Exons: 2
Coding region: 1-882 (293 amino acids)
Source: RefSeq, a predicted model, not a curated record
AUGGCAGCAACGACAAGUACUAUCCUUCAGGCCAUCCUGUUUGUGUCGCCGCAGUUCUACUGCUAUCCGUGGAAGCCUCUGCUAAACGCUGCGAUCGGAGACACUUAUGACGUAGCUCUAAAGCACUUCCUGGUCAACCACAAAACCGCACCGAACCUCGUGCUGCAUUGCGUGUGCAUGGUGGUGCAAUUGCUCGGCAACUUUUGCUUUCUUCAAACGGUGGACGACAUCUUGUUUCCAUCCCGUCCCCGCCCUUUGUCCAUUCUCACAGCUGUGACAUGGAUUGUCUACUUGCUUCGACGCGCUCCUUCGGCUCCAUGGUGGGUCCAACUCGCGUCGGCGUCCAGCAUUGCCGCGGCGGCAGCUGUGGCGCCGUCUCUUGUACCUCACGGUGUCCUUCUGCUUGUGCAUGUCAUUGGCUUCCACAAGAGCUUGCAUGCCGUCGCCUCGGUUCUCUCGACGCUUGCGCUCGUCGGUUUCCACGUGUUGUGGUCCGCCCUGCCUCACGACCUUGCCUCCAUCUCCGACCACACCGUGCACAUCAACUGUGUGUUUCUCGGUCUCAUGCUGUUGAUCUCGUUGGUCAAGAACCCCCUCGUGCCCUCCGUCGCCUACGGCUACCUCGUCGGACACGCACUAGCCGCCAUCACUGGCCAGGCGUGGCUCUUCUUCUUCAGUUUUGGCUUCUUCGGCUCGGUUUUGCAGUCCGUGUCCCAUCUGGUCACUAAAGAAGUGCCGACGAUGGUGGCAUUGCAGACCGUCGCGUCUCCCGCGGACAAGGUGCGCUACGAGUACGCCCACGUCACGUUCUUUCCGCACUUGGUCUUCCACGGCCUCGUGUUUUCAUCCGAUCUCGUAAACAAGUCCUCUAAAACAACAUAA